AAUUUCCAGAGAAAUGUUUUAAUGAGGAAGUAAACUGAGCGUAGCGUCUUGCUAUCUCCUUCCACCUCGAGUACGUCGACGGGUUAAGAGAAUAAAGAAUGUUUUAGAUAUUAAAGGCCAUAAAGGCAGUAAUCAGAGAGGGUAGAUAAGGAAUGAAACAGGAAGGAGAGUGACUGGUGAGUGUCCUGACGUGACACUUGGCCCGCUGACACCUCCAGCGUCCGGCUUGGCUCCCCUCAACUUACCAUUACAAGUGAAUAUGAAAUAAUUUGGCUAGAGUGAAUACUAUAUAAUGUGACCACCAGUGUUGCUGAAACAAUGCCGCUGAUCACCAAAUUCAAAGAUAUAUUUAAAGGUGGAUCCUCAGCCAAAAAGAAAAAGCAUUUUCAUAAUGUUCGGCUGGAUAGUCCAGAAGAAUUUUGGGAUAUUGUUGGAGAACUGGGAGAUGGUGCCUAUGGCAAGGUUUAUAAGGCUGUACACAAAGAGACAAAGCAACUUGCUGCUCUCAAGCAAGUUGCACUGGAAGAGGAGGAGGAUCUUGAAACUUUCAUGAUAGAGAUCGAUAUUCUUUCAGAAUGCAAGCAUAAAAACAUUGUAGAACUGUUAGAGGCUUACCACUACAAUGGAAAACUUUGGAUGUACCUGGAAUACUGUGAUGGUGGCGCCAUGGAUUCUAUCAUGGCAGAUCUUUACCGACCUCUUACAGAACCCCAAAUUGCCUAUGUUUGUAAAUACCUUGUUGAAGCACUUGUAUAUAUACAUGAACAGAAGGUAAUUCAUCGGGACUUGAAAGCGGGUAAUGUUCUCCUAACAAUGGAAGGAGGAGUAAAGCUAGCUGAUUUUGGAGUGUCUGCCAAAAACAAAAACACCUAUGACAAAAGAGGUACUUUCAUAGGAACUCCAUACUGGUUAGCACCUGAAGUAAUCUUGUGUGAGACAUUCAUUGAUGCCAAAUAUGAUUAUAAAGCUGAUGUGUGGUCACUGGGUAUUUCGUUGAUAGAAUUUGCACAGAUGGACCCGCCAAAUCAUGAAGUUUCUCCCGUCCGUGUUAUGCUCAAGAUACAGAAAUCUGAUCCUCCUAAACUCGACUACCCUUCCAAAUAUUCCAAGGAAUUCAACGACUUCAUUAGCAAGUGCCUUGUGAAGGACCCAGCUCUUAGACCAAGUGCUGUGGAACUUCUGCAGCAUCCAUUCAUUUGCAAAGAUCUAGAUGUGAAGCCCAUCCGCGACCUUCUUCUGGAGUACAAGGCUGAAGUUGUGGAUGAGGAUAUGGACGAUGAUGUAGAUGAUCAUCAGCGUAUUUCCCGGAUUAGUGAAGAUGAUCCUAGUCAAGAAGAAUCCUUCUCUGUAACCCCUACCACCACCAGUAAGCUUCAGGAUUCCACUACCACAAUAGUUGAAGAAAAAUCCCCCAGCCCUGCAAAAGAUGAGAACGAGGUGGUGGCGCCAGUCUCAGGUGAGCGGAGAAAGGGACCUGCUCCUCCUCCCCCUGUUAGUGGUAGUCCAGCUAGUACUCCCACUUCUAGUUCUUCCACACCCUCUAAGAAGGGCCCUGCACCCGCAGUCCCGGCUAGCACCACCUCCUCUAAACCUAGAGCCCCAUCACCUGUGGACAUAACGUCUGAUGACCUAGUAGGUGAGUCAGGUGUUGGCCUCUCUCCCAGCAGUACUGCAAGUGAACAAGUUACCAGCACACCCUCAGGGAAGGGCCCGGCACCCAAACCUUUACCCAUUGGUGAAAGUCCGGUACCCAAGGAGAAACAUUCACCGACAAUGCCAAAAGCAGACAUUCCAUGCGUAGAAAAUCUUCCUUCCGUCCCAAAUGAAAAGGAGAAUGACAAACAGUUAAGUGUAACUUCUGUUCAUGAGCCAGCUAAAAAGACUGUGUUAGAGGAAAAAAUGGAAAGUGGUGAGAAAUCCUUGAGAGAAUCUGACACCCAAGAGCCAAAGAAUAUAUCAAGAGCAGAUGUUGUUGAUAAUGCAAACCAAGUAAAUAAUAGGGUGUCAGAAGAGGGAAAAGACCAAAUAUCCUCAAGUGCACAAAAUAUUCCAGAUGUUAAAUCAGUCCAUUCAAAUGAAAUUAAACCCCAGACAGUAGAGACAAAAAUUGGUCUCACAGUAGUUGUAGAUCCAAUCAAAGAAGAGCAAACCGAAAAUGCAAUAUCUUCAGUAGUUGGUAAUAUAGAACUCAAAACAGUUGUUUCACCAUCUCCUGCUUUGUCCCCAGUCCCAGCCUUAGCAUUUUCUGUGCCAGAUUCAUCAGCAGUAGUUUCUUCCGAGCCACAAUUCACUCCUCUUUCUGACCAAGCUGCGAAUGAGUCAAAAACGUCAUCAAUGCCAGCGAGACCAGCUUCUGCAGCUCUAUCCCCCACUUCACCGGAGGCAGUAAUUGCAUCUAUAGGAAGUGAUGCUACUGUAAUUGUUCGGACCCCUACCCCGACCCCCCCUGAACCUUUACAGGGCCAGCCACCUGUGAAAAAAGAGAGUGUAGUCACAUAUUCUGGUCCUGCUAUUGUUGAUGAAAGCUCUAAGGGUGAAGUGGAGUCUCUCUCAUCUCCUGAUGUGCAAGAUUCCAUUUCUCAAUUGCCAACUUCCUCAUCCCCAUCCUUAUCCGAGGCUGAGGAACAGGCAGUACGAAUUUUAGAAUCGGCAAUUGCAAGUGCUGGAGACACAGCAUCCAGCAAGAGUUCCCAGGAGGAUGGGGACAUAUCCAAUGUUACUCUUACAGGCUCCUCAGUGAUAUUAACUCCAGACAAGGAGGAUGUGAACAAUACAGUUAUGCCAGACCAAGUGGUGGUUGCAGAUUCAGUUACAAAAGACAAGACUGAGUGUGUAACAGAAGUCCAAGUUAUAUCAAAUGAUGGACAUAAACUCGAUGAAAGUGAAGUUGUGAUAAGCAGUUCGUCUAUACCUCAUGACGAGAUGGGCUCUCCUCCUGAACUAGAACCUUCCUCAAAGUCACGUUAUGAAAUGACACUUGAGGAAACUGGAAAACCGGAAGAAAUCUCGCCUAUUGUUAAUUCUACAAAUGAUACAACGCACAUUUCUGUAGUAGCUGUAGAUGACUUGUCAGAAGCAUCUGAUUUAGCUAAGGAUACUCCACCUUCCCAGAAGGAUUCCCUUGUCUCAGUGAAAGCACCAGAAUCGGCACCUGUCGAUCAAAAGACAAUAACGAACAGAUCGCCAGUUCAAAGUGAGCCAGAUCACCAGGGACAUUUGGAAACAUCCUCCAAUAUAUCUAACAUUUCCAAUCUAAGUGGAGGAACUGCUUCAACAGGGCGGUCUUUGAGUUCAGCAGAAGAAGAGCCCCGACCAACUGUAUCACUAUUAAUAGAAGGUACAACUGUUGGAGCAACAGAUGUGGAUGAUGAUGUGUUUGACCAAUCUGAUCACCAUGACUCAAAGACUGUAAAGGACAGCUCGCCCAAGAAGCCUGCACUUGUUAGAGAAUUGACUGCGGGAAGUGAAGUUUCUCUGGAGUCUGGAGUCUCCACAGGGUCUACAGUUUCAACUCCAACACACCAGAAUGAUUACUCACAGCAAAGUACCCCCGUAUCUAAUUCUCCUGGAAUAAAGAUCUUGCCAAAUGGAAUUGGCAGGGAAGCUCACAGAAUAUCAGAGAGUAGAUCCGAGUGGGACAAUGUGAGCACAACCAGUUCAGAAAGAGAGCACAGACAUCGCGAGAGGGAUGAUGAGAGUCUGGACGGUGUUGUACUACGAAGAUCACACCAAGCAGACCUGUCUGAUGUCACCCUCCAACCGCUGGAAAAACACAGAGAUAGCAGGAAUGCAAGAAUGACCAAACAAGAGAGUGAUUUAGUAGCCUUGCGUAAGAAAACAAGAAAACGUACCCGAAAGUUUGUCGUUGAUGGUGUAGUUGUUACUACAAGACAGGUAUUUUAUGAAGAUGAGGGAAUGGGCACUGGCCAUUUUGUAAGGAAGCAAGAGUUGCGCGAGCUGAAGAUAUUACAAAAAAUUGAGCAGAAACAGUUUCAGGAACUGGGCAUGAAAGCAAAUUUAGCUAGAGUAGAACAGGAAAAGAAAUUUGACCUGGAGAGACAACAGCUCUUACGAGGAUAUGAUACUGAAAUAGAGGCUCUCAACAGACAACAGAAACAGCAGGUAGAAAAAGCAGAAGCUCUGCAAGAAGUUGAAUUGAAGAAUGCCAGCAAAAAAAUUAGGUCAGAGCAAGAACGUGAAUUGAAGGCUUUCCGAGAGUCCCUCAAAACUGAACUCAAACUCUUGAAACAAGAGAUUGAUCUUCUGCCUAAAGAUAAAAGAAAGGAGGCCUUUAAAUCUCGCAAGGAGCGAUUGGACGAAGAUCAGAGUGAGAGAGAGAAAACAUUUCUGGAGAAAUUACAUGAAGCUCAUGAGGUGUCUCUCAAGCGCUUGGGUGAUGAUCAUCGAGAAAGAAUUGCUUUAUUAGAGAGGCAGUUUCUUCAGCAAAAACACCAGCUUUUACGAUCUAGAGAAUCUGCACUGUGGGAGAUGGAAGAACGCCACUUACAUGAAAAGCAUCAACUCUCUAAGAGGCAACUUAAAGACAUAUUCUUCCUCCAGAGACAUCAGAUGCUAUUGCGGCAUGAGAAGGAACUGGAGCAAGUGAAACGGGUAAAUCAGAUGAGAGAGGAAGAACUAAUUAAAAGACAGCAGGUUGAAAAGAGACAGUUGCCAAAACGAAUCCGUCAGGAAAUGAAAGCACGUGAACUUAUGUUCCGUGAGAGCAUGAGAAUAAGCACACAACACCUUCCAGAUUCCCAUGAAGAUGAGAAAAACAAACUGAAAAAGUUCCAGGAGAAUGAAAAACGUAGAUACGAGGCAGAAAAGAAACGCGCAGAACAAAAACAUCAGCGAAAGUUAGAGGAGCUUCAGGCCUCCUCAGAAUAUACAGUUAAGGAGUUGGAACAACUGCAGAAUGAGAAGCGUAAAAUGUUGAUGGAACAUGAAACCAACAAGCUAAAAUCCCAAGAUGAAGAGUACCAGAGAGAAGUAAGAGAGUGGAAAGAAAAUCUUAAGCCUCGAAAACAGGGACUGGAGAAGGACUUUCAUGCUGAUUGGAUCUUUGCACAGAGAACACAUCUUGACUACCAGAAAUUGGAAGAGGAGUUUGAAAAACAGUUAAGUGAACAGGAGCAGUUUUAUGGAGCUUACCUGAGUCGGAGCCUGGGUUCCAGCGUGACUCCCUCACAAUCAACUUCCAGUCUUGCUCGCUCUAAUACAUCCUAGAAGUACAAGCAACUGCCUUCAGCAAGUAUCUUUCCUUUCAGAUAAAUAUCAAAAAUAAAUUUAUAUAUAUAUAUAUAUAUAUAUAUAUAUAUAUAUAUAUAUAUAUAUAUAUAUAAUAUAAUAUAAUAUAAUAUAAUAUAAUGUCACAGGGAACUUAAAAUAUUAGGUGGAGUUGGAUAUCCAUGUUUACCAAUUUCUGGGAUUUUUGUACAAGUGCUCAAGAGCCACGAAGUAAAUGAGCACGUAUUUUGGUCUUGACAUAAAAAUGUAUCAAUUGUAACACCUCUUGUUAUGAAAACUUGCCUUGUGUAAUUUAUUGAAAGAAGCACUAAAAGGAACAUUAAAUGUCUGGUUGGCAUUUAUGAGUGACAUCCAUUAAUGACAUUUUAAUGUAUAUUACAUAAUACUGCCAGAAUAUAACAUUCAAACCACAUUGACUGUGCCUACUCCAAUGACUUUUUUUUUUCUCUUUAUAUAUAUAUACAAGUUUACAGUACAUGAAUCACCCUAAACGUUUUUGGCUGAGCAUUGUUCAGGACAGUACUGUUCUUGGUAAAUACUGGAAAGUGUGAGAGAUAAAAAUGAAUUAUAAUUCCCAUCUAUUGCAGUUUGCAAAAUCCAGAGAACUAAAAUCAAUGGCAAGAGUAUCUGCUGAUUAACAACAAUUUUGUUUUUCAUUCGAUUAUCCUCGACAGUCUCAGGUUGACUCUGCAAAGUUGUCAUGGUAUUUAAAACUUCAGAGUAAUAUAAUAAAUCAAAAUCAUUAGAGUUUACUAUACUUAUCAUACAUUAAUUUCUAUAACCGCUGUUUUUGUUAUCACCAUAUCAAAAUCACUUGCUGUCCAAAAGUUUUUUAAGUUUUACUCUGCUGACAAUCACUGUUGUGUGAAUAUGAAAAGGUUAUUGGUACAACACUUUGUAGCUUAUACACAGACUGAUGCAAUAUUUCAAGCUAUUUAUGUGCAAUAUGAAGACAUGACACAAAUCUGAUCAUUUAUUUUUUUCUUUUGCUACAUGAAUAAUAUAUUGGUGUGUGCGUGAAGCCUACAGUAUGUAAGCUUUACUGUGUUGAAAGGGGGAAGAUUGUACGAAAUUGGAGUACAUACAUUCUACUUAUGAACAUUAGACCAUGUUCUUAAAUAGUGUCACUGAUUUAUUCUAAAUAUUGAAUCCAUAUAAAAGCCAAACUGGUAUUGAAAGUUGAUUUUAGGGAUUUAGUAUGACAAGCAUACACAUUAUUACUGUUAUGAUCUCAGUCAGCUAGGUCAGUAGUGGAAGAUAUCUAGGUGAAUAUCAGAACAUGUAGUUAAUCCCAUAUAAUACUUAAGUGACUAAUAACCACAUGUUAAUAUAUUGUCUAGUGGAAUUAAGGCUUCGUUUGGUAAUAUUUGCCUUCCACAAAAUCUCUCUAUAGACUGCGAGAGAGGUGUUUUUCAUAGCUGCAUGAAUCAGAGAUGACGUGGACAUAAAAGAAAGGCUUUAUUUGAUGCCUAUUAUCAUGAGGGGUAUUUUAUAGUUUUAAUGUUUUGUGGAACAUUUGAAGGUUUUCACAAUGAUAUGUAUAUUUAAAAUUUGCUUCCAUAUUGGAAUGAUUCAAUUAACAAGAAGUUUUAUAGAUGUUAUUUAUAAAGCAACAAAUUUUAUUCUUAGUGUGUGCUCGAUGUAUUGAGCUGAUGUGCACGAAACACGUCUCGUCAAGCAAUGUGACGGUUGUCAGUUUGCUCCAUCCCACAAAACCAGCUUCAUGGUCCAGGUCCACUUUGUGUUACUUUUUUCCUUUCAUUCAAAAAGGGGUUCACUUUUACGACUGAAUGUGUUAUAAUUCAUUCGAAAAUGUUCAGUACUGUACAUGCAAGAGGAAUUAAAUGGUUUUUGUGGUAUAUGUGUUUCUAAUUUACAAUGUGAAAAAUAUUUUUUUUUGCAAAGAGCAGGUAACAUGAAUAAAAGCAUUUGCUGUAAUUAUUCCUAUUUCAGUAUUUCAAUUGAUCUGGGAGUUGCACAUUUCUCAUUGUACAGUAUUGUGAAUGUUAGGUAUCCUGAUGCUCACAUCCACUAACUGGAUACUACACUUCAACAGAAUAUAAAAUGCUCAUAGUAAUAGCUCUUAGCUUUAUAGUAACAUACCACUCAUUAUAUUGGUGAAUUGUAUUUUACCAAGGCAUUUUCACCUUGUAUUUGAAGUUGUAGUCUUAUUUGCCAAGUAGAUUUCUUUUUCUCACGCCUGUGUAACUUGCUAAAGCUGCACAUCACUUGUAAUCAUUUUUAAGGUUUGAGUGAUAAUUCCUCAGUAGCAAUGCUUGCAUGUUGCAAGUUAUCCUGUAUAUCACAACACUUGUUAUCAAGGAGCUUUCACAUAAAAUAGCCAACAAAUAUGAUACAAUUUUGUAAUCGUAAACUUUCAAAUCAGUUAAGUAAAAUUCAUUUGGCAAUAACUAUUUCAAUCUCUAAAACAAAGAAUUAAAAAAAAAAUAUUCCAAUAACCAAUAUUAAUUUUGUUUCAUUGCAAAAGUCGAAUGAGUGUAUGCUAUAUUAACUGGAUUGUGUGUGGUAUUUGCUGGACAAGGAGUUUUAAGUAUACAGUACAGUAUAUAAAUGAUUUAUCAGAUGCUCUUAAACAGUAAAAGGUUUGGUUAUGUUUCCUGUGGUGAAGCUAAGAUCUAUAAUUUAUUGAUGUUCAUACGUCAUGCUUACUGAACUAUUAAGAUUAUGCAAUUGGCUGGUGUAUGAACACUAUGCUUUCAACAUGUGUGGAGAUCAUUUUAGUGAAAAACACUUAAUUGGUUACAUUUUGGUGGGAAGCAAGAGAUCCCUACAAAUGCUAAUCUUGUGUGUGGAAAUUAUGAAGUGAAAUUUAUAUUUUCACAGUAUUGAGUCAAAACAUGGGGUUCAUUCUCACUGUUUUGAACUAGCCAUUACCUCUGCCUUCUGUAGAACCCAGUUACACAUCUUUUUUGUACUUAGAAUGUAAUGAGUGACUUGAACAAAGUACUUUUAUCAGUCAUUUGAUGUUUAGUCUCUUAAACCUUUCAAAUCUAUUCAUGUGCAUAUGAAUGUACAGUAAACUUUUUAAAUGUUUUCCAAGUCAAAGGGAAAUAUUUUUUUGUAAAGUCUUUGUAUUGGUAAACUAUUCCAUCCUGCUCGGGUCAAAACUUGUACUGUGUGGAUGUUUACAUUUAUGACCCUUAAAUGGUAUGUAGAUUAUUACCCGUGUCAAUUUUAAUUCCUUUGUCAGAUCUUAAUGCUUAUUUGAGAUAACCUUGUUAGGUUCUAUAUAGUUAAUAUAAUGUAUGACUUAUGUUCAUUCUCAUGGUCGUCCAUUUUAGGACAAGGAGACUGUAAAAAAACCCAGUAUAAGUUUACAUAUAUAAUUGUUAAACAAAUAUAAAGUGUAAAGAAAUAAAUUGCUUUAUUAAAA
Messenger RNA from Procambarus clarkii (red swamp crayfish), 8641 nucleotides. Its product is annotated as STE20-like serine/threonine-protein kinase. The record is from RefSeq and is a predicted model, not a curated record. Gene Ontology annotation, biological process: protein phosphorylation. Gene Ontology annotation, molecular function: protein serine/threonine kinase activity; ATP binding. Lineage: Eukaryota; Metazoa; Arthropoda; Malacostraca; Decapoda; Cambaridae.